This is a messenger RNA of Puntigrus tetrazona (Sumatra barb), 6014 nucleotides long. It is a transcript of the gene toporsb, whose product is annotated as topoisomerase I binding, arginine/serine-rich b. The record is from RefSeq and is a predicted model, not a curated record. NCBI's taxonomy places the organism in Eukaryota, Metazoa, Chordata, Actinopteri, Cypriniformes, Cyprinidae. Gene Ontology annotation, molecular function: metal ion binding; ubiquitin protein ligase activity. Gene Ontology annotation, biological process: protein polyubiquitination; protein monoubiquitination.
CUCCAGGCCGUGACGUCACCGGAAAAGCCGCUCCGUGGGCUCCGUUCCUCCACAGCAGUGCGAAGCUCUUCCGCUUCCAUCCGCCGUUUAAUGUUCGUUUCGCGUCGCUCCGUGUGUUCUCGCUGACGGGCGUCGCGCGGACGCGACACAGACGUGUUUUGGGACGCGGACGCGCGCGCUCCGGAUCGCGCGCGUUGUUUUAGCGAUGAGGGGCUGACGAUCAGAUGAUGGCGCCCUCUAAGAUGAAGCUGCGUGUGAGGAAGCGAGACGGUGCUGGCAAAUCUUCUCAGCGGUUAUUGGCCAACGCGUCGCCCGAUUCCAAAUGCCCCAUCUGCCUCGACGGCUUCAACAACGUGGCGUCUCUGGACCGCUGCCUGCACCAGUUCUGUUUCCGCUGCAUCCACGAGUGGUCCAAGAACAAAGCCGAGUGUCCGCUCUGCAAGCAGCCCUUCCACUCCAUAUUCCACUCCGUCAAAGGGGAGAACGACUUUAAGGAGUUUGUGCUGCGUCCGCCGGAGAAUGGAGCGGCAGCGAACCCCGAUCCGCCUGCACGCGUGCUCCGCCCCCGGGUCCUCCGAGGGAGGGAGAGGCGGGGCCACAGGGCGCCAAACCCCGCCCCUUCCUCCUCCCCUCCGCUGGAGGACGACGUUAUGUUUGACGGGCUGACGGAUGCGGCGGCGCUCGCGGAGAACCAGGACGUCCAGCAGAUGGUGCUGCGAUUGACGGCGCGCAGGCAUGGGCGUGGCGAGGGGCGGAGCUUGCGGCGUUUGAGAGACCAAGACGUCGUGGCGUUUCGACGCGCGCUUUAUAGGACUGGCGUGCGAGUGCGCAACUCGAGGGACGCCGGCAGGCAGAGGGACAUUUCAGCAGCGUUCUUGCGACAAAAUCCUGGCUGUUUGCGACGGCUUUUGCCGUGGCUGCAGCGUGAGCUCACGGUGCUGUACGGUUCGCAUGGGUCGCUGGUGAACAUCGUGCAGAACAUCAUCAUCUCGCGCAUCAUGAACUACAACAUGGAGGACUCUGCAAUCCGGGAUGAGCUCCGCCCCUUCCUGCUGGCACGUACAGACCACUUCCUGCAUGAGCUGGUGAGCUUCGCCCGCUCCACCCUUAACAUGGAGGCGUACGACCAGCAGGCCGUUUACGACUGUCCCGCUCCCAGCUACGAGGAGGGCAGCAGCUCGGACCUCUCUGUUAUCGCCAUCUCCGAGGAUGAUGACGAUAAUGACAGUGAGGACAAUGUCACAGAGAAUCCCUCUGCUGUCCAGGAAUGCCUUGCAUCCGUUGCCACAGCCAGUGGAGCAGAAAGUUUGCCAAGUCAGUCAGCCUGGGAUGAUGAGACGCCUGGUCCCUCCUAUUCAACCCUCCUCCCCUCUUCCAGGCAAUCACAUGGCGAGGGGGUGGAGCCAAGCUCUAGCUCAGUCCCUCCCCUCAGCUCCUUGGAUAUGACUGACCCCGCGGCGAGUGACAGAGUGUCAGCCGGACCCGGUGAAAAUGACGAAGAGGAAGAGUGUCUGAUUGUGGGAUACGUGAAGCCGAUGGCUGAACGGACUCCAGAACUUGUUCAGCUCUCUUCAGACUCGUCUGAAGAAGAGCAAGAGCCAGCUCCAACUGAGACACUGGCCUCAGUAACGAAAUCAGAGGCGUCCCAAGUGCAGCUCCCGUUACAGUCCCACAACAACCCGCUUAGACUUAGUCUCUCCCCAGACCCUGCUCCCUUGUGCAGUCCGCAGCACUUACUCUCGGAUGGAGUCGGGUCACACAACAUAGAACAAGAAUCCGACUACUUGUCCGCCCGUGGGCACCGGUCCAAAGAUGAUUCACAUUCAUGGCAGAGUCAAGAUGACUCCCGAUUCAGAGGUCACAGGAAGCACAGAAGUCAUCGUUGCUCUGGCAGCAAAGAGAAGGAUAAGAGUUUACAACAGUCUCGGCACCUCAAGACCCCGGAUGGCUCGCCAAACCAAACACAGAGCUGGACUCAAAGCCCUGCAGUGUCUGUUUGGAGCGGCAGCCCUGCCUCCAAGUCGCGCAGUAGCGACUGCUCUCCUCCUCGAAAUAAGAGCGGAGAGCAUUCGCACCAUGCGAGAGAGAGAUUCUCACACUCUCCUUCCAACUCCCGAAGGAGGAGAACCAAAGAUAAGAAAAGUAGGUCGCCCGACUCUGACUCUUUUCUUGGUUCCCGACCGCCCUGUGAGGUAAAGCGCAGUCGCAAACGCCGCAAGCGGUCGGUCAGCAGCAGCAGCGCUGAUUCGCACUCUGAAAGGUCUUGCCUGGACAAACCCAGUGGCAAACGCAAGUACAAAACCCGGCACUUGGAGCGAGCAGCCCAGCGGCAGCACAAGGAGGGAACCGCGAGCAAGGAAAAGCGGCACCGAGAGCGGCGACGAAGCAGGGAGCGAUCUCCGAGUGUGGAGAUCAUCUACGAAAGAAGGCCGGCUGACCCGUACUGGGUCCAGCGGAAGAAGAGGAGGCAUCGAAAGAGAAGGAGGGAAUUGCGUUCUCCUACUGUGAUCACGAUCGAUAGCGACAGCGACCGCACCAUCGACUGUCUGGACCGCGUCAUGGACGCUAUAGACCAAACCGCUGCUGAUGGGACUCCUGAGCGUGAUUCUUUCCCGAACGCAAGCUGUACCUUGGACUCCUCAAAUCCUCUUUCUGAGCCUUCGAGUCCCACGGGCCGAGGCGACCCAACCACUGAACACUCACUAAACCUGGACGACUGCGUUGUGGAUGUAGUCGACCACAGUAGUUCAGACUGCUCCCGAAAUAUAGAUGCUAGUAAUCACGAAGAGUUUGUACCCAAUCCUUUCCCAGUGGAUUCGAUAAUAACGGCCCCGCCUUCGGACGUGAGGCUGCUGGAAAGCAUUCUGCAAGAUCUUGUGGAUUUCCAACCGAGGGCGGAGCCGGAAAUGGGACCGAGUUCUUCAGGCCAACAGGAACCAACUUCUAGUCAACAAAAAGACCAGUCAGAAACGGGAAGAGAUGCUGAAAACUUGGAGAAUGAGAACACCGAUGACAACGGACCGCAGGUGUCUACAACCAACACUGAUAGCUAGAACUGAAACAGACUUUUUUUUUACAGACACAUGCUUGUCUGAUGCUUAUCUGAAUCCCGUUUAGACCUUUUAUAAACUCAUUUAAAGUUUGAAUUCCUGCUGGAAACGGAUGCUUAAGAAACGUUUGGAGAACUUCUCUUUUUUUUGCCAUUGUCAACUUCAUUAUUGUUCAUGUUGUAUUUAUAGUUAAGGGUGAUCCUCUUCCUCGAAUCUGGUGCUGAUUCACUGUGCCACAACUCAACUGUGAUCAUGCCUGGAUGGUAACCCCGAUUCCCCUAACCUUAACUCUAGUAGCAGCAAUUACAUAGGGGUUACCAUCUAGGCUAGUGGUUCUCAGCUUGUUUGCUUCAAAAUUUAGUUUGACAAGAUGCAGGGCCUUUGUCAUACCGAACGAAAAUAAAUGGGAGAGUUUAUUUUUGCUGUCCUGCACAAAAAAAUGUGCAAAACUUGCCCCUAUAAGAUGCAAUGAAGCUUUUUCGUAUUUAGUUCUCUGAACUUUAUUUGUGGUGAUCAAUUUAGCUCCUACUUUAGAAUGGGCUCUAAACCAGUUCUAUAGAAACUACCAGGGACUAAGUGUAUGCUGGCCGAACAAACGAAUACAAAACAUUGGCUGCCCAGCAUUUUUAGAAAGCCGUGUAGAUAUACUUACUCCACACACAGGAAAUGGAGAUAUUGCCAUUUACUUGUUUUCUGCCGCCUUGUGUUCUUUCCUCAGCCUCGAUGAUGCUUAGCCUGCAAGUUGUCCUAGGAGAUUUAGUCAGAUUUUCAUACUCUUAUCAUCUUGUGAAUUUUGUUCACAUUCCAUCCGUGUUACCACAAAACCCACAACACACAACGGAAAUGGCUCCGAUCACCGCGUUCUCCUUUCACCGGUGGUUAUUUGAAAAUACCACAAAUUAAGACAUCACUGUUGGCCGCUUCAGAGUUCCUAACGCUGGUGCUAAUGCAAGCAAGAAAAUAGCCGGAGGGUGAAAUUUGUUCAGUAGGAGCUACCCUGCGGUCUAGUAACCUAUAACAAAGCCUGGAAUAGACUACAUGAUUUUUGCCCUGAUUUUCCAAAGAUUUACAGUCUGGAGACGUUGACGCUGAAAGUCAGAGCCAGUCUGUGUAUUUGAUAGAAAAUCACAUAUUUUUAGACGUUUUCAUUGGUCCAGCGUCCCCUAGCAACAAGGCACGGGUUUCUGCAUGAGUUUGUUGAGAUCGGAACGACUUUCGCUAGUGUAUGAUCCUCAUUCCCGUAAUGCAUGAUUGCCAGUUUUGCUUUGUCACUAUUUACAAGUGUACGCACGAUGCCUAGUGGUUUAAAAUCUGCUCAGAUUUCAAAAGUCGUGUAGCGUAUUCCAGGCUUAAGUUCCCAAUACGUAUUUUUACUCGAGCCACAAAUGCGCACCUUUUUAGGGUUGCUAAUUCGUACCAAAUGGUGCAUAUUACAUAUGUACUACUUAAUGUACUAAUAUGCACCUUAGAGGGUUGGAUAAGAUGCGAUGGUGUACCUUAAAGUGCAUAGCAGUAGUUAAGGUGCUAAUAUGCAUCUUUUAAGGUUGCAUAAGGUACAAAGUUGUCCUUUUAAGGUUAUUGCCCCAGUGACAUGUUGUUUGAUCUGUAUAUUUCCUGACAGUGUACAUAUGGUCAGUUGCGUUUUAUUAUUUGCUCUCAGCAUUGUUUUUUCCGCUCCCGUCCGAGCAUACCUGUGAUCCUGCUUCGAAUCACGACCCGCCGGCUGAGAACCACUGAUCAUUCAUUAUUCAGUCCCGCUGAAGCUGGAGAACAGUGUCUUUGUUAAACUCAGGGAACAGGUGACAUGCACCUCCAUGCCUCAGUUACACAGCGUGUGUGUGUGUGUGUGUGUGUGUGUGUGUAUGCGGGACCGUGGUGGCGCCCUGGAGAUAUAAUUGGCUGAUCAUGUCUACUGAACACACGUCAAGCCUUCUUUACAACAGCUGUCUCUCAUGUCAGCCAACAAUCAAUAAAUGCAUUUAAUAGACGUACGGUCUAAUGUCUGAAGGGGUUUUCUUCGGGAACAUCACCGUUGCGAGCCGAGACCCUUCUAAACGGUCGGGGAUCUAAUGAGUCCUGCGUCCGGGUGACGUCGAGUUAAGUUUCCAAUUUUUCACUGAAAGUUGUGAAUUUUAAUUGCGCAAAAUUUGAAUAUUGCAUAAAGCAUUGGCCAAUCAGCACAAAUUCCAUCCAACCAAUCAAAGAGCACAAGGACUUCUUAUAAGCACACGAAGGACUUUAUUUUGGCCAAUUAUUCCCAUUAAACCAACGUAAUUUAGCAAUUUUUAUUCUAGAUUUGUUACUUCUACUACGAAUGUCUAAUGCGAUGCUACAAAAGCUUUUUGAUUUCCAGAAUGAGUUAUUUCUAGCUUUAAUCGGUGUGAACACAGGCCGAUAUUUAUCUGUUAUUUUUUGUUCUUUCGCCAAAGCAAUGCGUUUUCUUGAAUUUUUUUCUUAAAUAUAAAAUAUACAAUUCUACCAGAACACUCUCUCGCAAACACGCCGCCCUUAACAAACAUUGCAUUCACCCUUAACACGUUUUUCUUUCUCGCACAAAUGCGUCGCGCUCCUCUGCAAUAUUUGUGAAGUUACUGUACUGUACUGUAAGUUACUGUAUUCUCCCACGGCUGCACUCCAAGACACUUUGCGUUCGUCACAUCUCUUUGUUUUGUUUGUAAAUAACGUGGAUUCCAUCACAAAGGUUUUGCGGAGCGCGAAAUCAUUGGGUUCAGGUUUUCAAUAAAAAACGGUACACAUCUUUUCCACUAAAUUUACGUUUGCUCUCAGUGUUUUCAGUAAUCGUGAUGGUGUUCUGUUCAACAACGCAAAGUGCUAAAGAUGCAUUAACUUCUACAACUAUCCCAACACUAAACACAGUAACGCAAAUACAGUAACUAUGUCUUGUUGGGAGCUAGAAGGGAUACAGCAAUGGCCGUAAACCAACAAUAAAUCACUUUUUUUCUA